This is a messenger RNA of Melospiza georgiana, 2162 nucleotides long. Its product is annotated as nucleolar and coiled-body phosphoprotein 1-like. The record is from RefSeq and is a predicted model, not a curated record. Bases 2 to 2023 code for a protein of 673 amino acids. Lineage: Eukaryota; Metazoa; Chordata; Aves; Passeriformes; Passerellidae. Gene Ontology annotation, biological process: telomere capping; telomere maintenance via telomerase. Gene Ontology annotation, cellular component: telomerase holoenzyme complex; chromosome, telomeric region; shelterin complex. Gene Ontology annotation, molecular function: telomeric repeat DNA binding. The transcript is spliced from 15 exons.
CAUGGCGGCGGCGGCCGCUCCGCCAGGCGGGGCGAGCCCGGGGCUGGCGGCGGGGGAGCGUCUUGUGUGUGUGGACAAGACUGUGGCUUCUCCCAAACUGUAUGUCCUGGAGCCAUGGAUUGCUGACCUCUUGGUGAAUUACGAGCAAGUGGAUGAGCGUGAGAAUUUCCUGGCUGGGCAGGUGGUGCGGGUCUUGAGUGACUCGAGUGCAGCUGGCCAGCCUGGGCUGCUCCAGGACGCUGUGGUGCAGGUCUCUGACGGAUCCUGCUACAUCCGUGUGGUCAUUACAGCCGAGGCUCUGCAGGCAGAGGAAAACGCCCACCUCCAGCUCAGGCUUUCCAGCCUUAAUUGCAGAAUUAUCGUCCUGCAGAAGUACACGGUGUGUUUUCAGGACGAGGCCAGGCUGGAGGACUGCGAGUUUUACCUCACGGCCCAGCAGUUCAUCGUGCUGCCCAUGCAGAGGCAGAGGAUGGAAUCAUCUGAUGGGAACCAGAAUCCCUCUGUGAUGAAGAAGAUAAAGGAGCUCUGGCUGAGGAAUCUUGCUGUGAGGAAUGCUCCCAGCUCAGAGCCCUCUGUCUCUCAGCUGAUUGAUGCCAUAGGACAGAACCAGCUGGAGAUUUUGAAGGAAAAUGCUGAGGAAUGCUUGGAUUUAUGGAAAUCAAAGGAGAAGCCAGUGACAGUGGAGGAUGAGGUUCCCAUCACCCAGUGGGAGGCAGAGCGCAAGAAGGAGCAGGGUGAGGAUGUUUUCAUGGUCCCAGUCAGUGCCCUGGUGAUCCCUCCUGAGCAGGAGGCAGUGGUUUGUGAUUCUUCUGAGGCAGUGUCUGCAGGGUACACAGAUACAAGCCAAGCAGCUCCUGGAAAGAGUAGUGAUGACAGGACAGUGCCAGGAGACCCAAGUGUUGUAUCUCAAAUCAGCUCCUGUCUCCAUAGCAGCAGUGCUCCAGCCCUUGGAUCAUCCUCAUGGCAUCCUAUGAACGCUCCAGAUCCCAUCCAGCCUUUAGUUUCCUCUACAGUUGGCUCAGCCCAUCUCCCUGGAUUGAGUGGAGGAGGUGCUGCAUCACCAAACUUGUCAGAUAGCCUGGAGGGAUCCCUGGACAACCCCUGGAAUGGGAUGCCCUCGUUGUCUUUGACCCCAAGCUCUUCAGAUGAGAAGACCUUUCAAUCUGACCCUCCCCUGAAGACCCAGAAAGAUGUGGCUGCUGACAGCAACACCACUGACCUGUUGGAAGUGUGCAGCCAGAGCUCUGCUGAGGGCUCACCGCGGGGAGAGCCAGCACAGACCUCCUCUCCCUCCCUGCUCCGCUGCUACAGCCAUCCCAGUCUGGUGGAGAUCAGCACCAGUGAGGCAGCAUCAGCUGCAGAGGCAGCCUGGGAUGCCCUGUGUGCUGAUCAAAGCCUGCAGAGAUCCAGGGCCUCUCAGCCCACCCUGCCCACUCUUUCUCCAGCUUUCCCAGUCUUGCCCAGCAGCAGCUUGCAAUCGCCGCCUGGCAGGAUUCCUCACAGGGAGCAGGCCUGCUCCAGUGGCACAGCUUCCUCUGCAGAGGCAUUGAAGCCUGGACUGGCUCACACCAGGACAAAGGGAGGAGAGACUGUGGUUGCCAAGAGGAAGCUGGUGGAGGAAGAUGAGCAGGCCUGCAGUGAGCAGCAGCAUCUCCCAGGCACCUCGAAGCACAGGGGGAGAGGCACACGCAAGGGAUCGGUGCUCGGGAGCCCACAGGGGGCAAAGAAGAGCAGAAAGGAGACAGGGCUGCGAAAUAGAAAGGAGCUUGAGGAGGAGGAGGAGGAAAUGGAGGAGGAGGAAGAGCAAGCAUCCCCUGCAAGAGCUGGGCCCAGCUCCAGGCCAGAGCAGUGCAGUGCUCGGGAGUCGUUCAUGGAGAGACCACCCCAGUACCAGUACGAGGCACCGAGCCCCGAGCUCUGCCAGCAGGUACAAUCUAUCAGGAUAUCAAAGGCAAUGCUGAUGUGGGCAUGCUGGAUGCUGACUGAGGAGGAGGAGGAGGAGGAGGAGGAGGAGGACUCCUGAGCCCAGCCCAUCUUUCAUUCCUUUGUUUCUUCAGUGGGUUUGUCAGAACACUGGGAUGAGUGGUUGGGGGAGGGAUGUGGGGAUACCAGAAGCACUGUGCCUCAGGAGACUGCUGAGUGGGCUCGCCUGGCUGCAGAAA